This is a messenger RNA of Cuscuta europaea, 5011 nucleotides long. Lineage: Eukaryota; Viridiplantae; Streptophyta; Magnoliopsida; Solanales; Convolvulaceae. The record is from the annotation of a GenBank genome assembly.
AAACUGAAGUGUAGCAUAAUUUUCAUUUGAAUAAUAUUUUUUCCUAUCCAUUUUAAAAGAGAAAACUAUCAAAUAAACCCUCGUACUAUAUCAGAAAUGUCAAUUAAACCCUCGUACUUUGAAAACACUCAAUUAAACCCUCGAACUUCUAAAAAACGUUCAAUUAGACAUUUUAGCAGGUUAAGAACCGGUUUCCAGGUUAACUGCUCAUGUGGCGGCCACGUGACAGGCCACAUGACGAUUAUUUUCUUCUCUUUAUUUUUCUCCUCUUUUUUCUAUUUCUCUUUCCUAUUCUUUUCUACUUCUGGUUCCCCUCUUUCCGGACUUACCCAUCCUUCCAUCUUCCCAGGACUACCCCAUCUGCAUCAAGAUUCAAGAGACCUCCCUGGCUGCUAUAUUGUAAACCGAGGUGACUUCCUUCCUCAUGUCCAAGAUCCUUAACAAACACGGCUCUUCUUGUCGGGACCUCCGGCGAACUCCGCAAAAGGGCUGCAACUCCGGUGAGGUUGGCUCCUCUCCUCUAUGCGAACAGGAAGAGAGUAAACGGUGCUGGUUUGGACUGCUGCCAUUUAUCCCUAUUGUUUUAGGCUCAAAUUGAGAAGCAAAAUUAGAUCCUCCGGUGCGGAAGAAAUUUUAUUGGUUCCUCGGAACUCCUUGGUGGCUUUGUCGUAAGCCCAGUCAGCUUCUUACGACGAAUCGAAGGUCCAAAGCAAACGCGGCUGCCAUAAUCUACGGCGAAGUCCGACAACCUUCGGAGACGACAACCUCUCUCUGGUGAAAAAAAUAAAUAAAGAAACAAAGAGAGAACGAAAUAAAGAAAGGAAAAACGAAAAACGGAGAGAAAGAUGAACGACGACGGGGAAAAGGUCCUUGCCGUCCUUGGGAAGAGGGAAAAUGGCGAACAUAGAUGCGGAAGUUGCCAGGAAAGAGAGAAAAGCAAGGAAAAAUAAAAAUAAAGAGAAAAGAAAAUAAUCACCAUGUGGCAUGCCACGUGGUCACCACGUGAGCCGUUAACAGGGAAACCGGUCAUCCUCUAGCAGUCUAGUGUCAAUCGUUUCAUCUCAGCAAAUGCUUUUAGGGAGGUUAAAAGCAGCUAUUGAUUCGAGCAAGGUUAUGAGGAAAAGGGUCGAGUAUGAUAAAUGGCUUUUAUUGCUUGAGGAGGAUUUGUAUCGAUAUAGUGGAGGCGCUUUUUUUUUAGGAAUUGAGCACUAGUUUUUACCCAAAGAUCUGAAAACAUGUCACUUCAUACCCACGAUGAGUUUACUUGGAUGAGUCAGCCUGUUUAACAGGCUGUUUAGAAUAGAAAGUGGGAUUCACAGCGUCGACAUUUAUUUUUGACACUUCAGCACCACAUGACUGAAGAAAGAAAGCGCUGGAGUAGAAAAAUAAGAGCGACUUUCUUACAGUGUGACAUGGCCAUCUUUUUUAAUGUUAACACCCAUGCAUUGAAGAUGCUCUUAACCUGCUAAAAAGUCUAAUUGAACAUUUUUUAGAAGUUCGAGGGUUUAAUUGAGUGUUUUCAAAGUACGAGGGUUUAAUUGACGUUUCUGAUAUAGUACAAGGCUUAUUUGAUAGUUUUCUCAUUUUAAAAAUAAACGAAUGGAAACUGAUAAAAAUCGAAAACGGAUAUGGUCAUCCUGGCUCUAAGCCUCUAAUCAUAUUAUGAACUUGUACUUAUAACCUAACUGUUCGGUAAAAUUGAUCUUAAUUGUAAUUUUCCCAUUUUCAUUGCAAGAACAAAAAAGCACAAAGAAAAGGGAAGGGAAAGAGGCCCGAGGCACUGCACUGUUGAUCUCUGGACAUUCUGAUCACUACAUUUCCAGGGAAGCCAUGGCCGAAUCACCACCGCCGUCGACGCCAGUCGCCACUAUUGCCUCAUCCCUGCCAAGUUACAUUCACCCGCGGCGGGAGCCCUUUGAGCACGGCCUUCUCCCAAUACCCAAGCUUAUCUUCACCGACGGCACUCAAACCCUAGGCCCGAUCAAGGAUAAGCUGCUAUCCCUAUCUGCAGAAACGGCGUACCGUGUCAACUCCCAAUCCAUUGCCGAAACUCUUCAGAUCUCACCUGAUCACGCGCGCCUUGUUCUUGAGACAAUUGCUGCAGUCCUGCACAGCGAAUCUGAUCCACUUGUUUCUGCAAAUCCAUCUGAGAUUGAUUCCGUUGGCGUAAGCGUAUUCGAUUUGGUGGUGUUUCUCUACAUUCAGAGUUAUAAGAGGUUGCUUCCCAAGGGGCAUAAGGACUCCGCUGCCGUGGCUGAUGUUUGGCCCUCCACUUCAGCAUUCGAUGGUUUCUUAUCUGCUCUGUCGCCACUCCAACUAGUACGCAGUAAUAGUCGUAGGUUCAUGCCAUCACAAUCCGAUGAAGAGGCUCAUCAGUUAUCCUAUUUACAGAAGCACUUGGGCAACAUUCUCUCUCUUUUGGUAGACUCAGUUGAAGGAGAGGCUGAAGAAUCACUGGUUUUGUCUAUGGAAAAAUUUGAGCAUCUUGGAUAUCUAAUAUAUUUUGGAGACAAGGGACUUGAACGGAUUCCAUUGAGUCAAAGUGCUCCCUUUUUUGCAAAUUCUGAUCCAGACAUGCCCGCUGUUCCUGUUCCUGCAGCCCAAGUACAUGAGUGGCUUUUACAAAACAUUGCAUCUGCUUUGGAACAUAUUGCUGAGAGAGCUUCUGCCAAGGAAAAUGGGCCCUCCAGUUUCUCUGAUCAGGAUAUUCAAAUGACUGAUGUCUCUACAAGUCCAGCAAAGACCACAUCUGGUCCCCGGGGUCCUAGUAUUAUUGAGGGGAUCUCAAAAUCAUCUUAUAUAAGGCAGGCAAAUGAUCUUAAAGUCUCUUCUGUAAAAGUUGUGAACUGCCAUGAAUCAGUCAUUUAUAUACUGGCUCCUUUGAGAUAUGCAACAAUCUAUGGAUGUUCUGAUGCAACAAUUGUCUUAGGGGCCGUUGGCAAGGCAGUCAGAGUUGAACAUUGUGAACGAGUACACGUGGUUGUGGCAGCUAAGCGCAUCUGUAUUGUCAAUUGUCGUGAAUGUGUGUUCUUUUUAGGAGUAAAUCAACAACCACUUAUUGUUGGUGAUAACCAUAAAUUGCAGGUGGCUCCGUUCAACACAGUUUACUCACAGUUAGAGGAGCACAUGAAACAAGUUGGUGUAUACCCUACCAUUAACAAAUGGGAUGAACCCGUGGCACUUGGAGUGGUUGACCCACAUGACUCACUAUCACAUCCUGCUGGCGUCUCGGAUGUUCAGACCGAGUCCGCUAACCGUUUAGACCCUGAUCAAUUCACCGACUUUUUGAUUCCUAAUUGGUUUGAAGCCCAACAAUCUGGUCCGACAAAAGACAACCCCUUUCCUUUGCCAGAUGCUUAUAUGGCUUCUCAGCAGAAAAAUCAAAAGAAUCUUAGUGAGGUUAAGCAAAUUUUGAGAGAAACUGAGCUUGAAGAUGGCCGGAAACGGGAAUUGUCUAGUUCUCUUCAUGUGCUGUUUAAGGAAUGGUUAUAUGCCUCAGGGAAUGUGAGGCAACUGUACUGCUUACAAGGAGAAUAGACUUACUUGAUAAUAUGGGAAUUUUAGAAAGAAGGCUUGUGGGGCCCGUUAGUAAUUUCAGCACACUCACCAUCUUUGAGCACCACUCCCCUGCCAGGCAUUGCAACCAAAGGUUUUGAAAUUAUCGAACCAUGCAUCUGCCACUGACUUCUUGCUAUGGUUUUUUCGAAAGUAGUAGUAAAAGUGUUCUGAAGUUCUUUGUGAUAGUUUUGAACUGAUACACAUCCAAGCAUUAGAUUUGUGAAAUACAUAUCUCAUCGGUGAGAAGCAAAGGCAACGCAAGGCAAGCAGAAGUGCUUAAGUGGUUUUGUCAUCCACCAAGUAAAAAGAUCUUGUAGUUCCGUUUGGCUAUUGUUGUUGCUGCUGCUAAUGCUUGGCUUUCUCAAUGUUUUCAAUAUUAAAGCUUGUGUAAUUUUCUUCUUGUAUCUAAUAAAUUUCAACUUGAUGUUUCAUUAGUUAUGAAAUAUUCCAUUAGUUAUGAAAUAAUGGUCAGAUAGCCUUUGCCCCUAGGCAUGGACCCGGGCCAGGCUCCGGGCCGGUUCAAGCCGGGCUUUUUUUUCAGGAUGUUGGGCCCGGAACCGGCCAGGGUUGAUACCGAACUCGGGCCCGGUUCAAUGUAAAUUUUUUUUGGCUUUGUAAUUAGGAUGUUUUUACUUGGACUGUAAUUCCUCCCAGAUCGGACCAGUUUAGAUCAGAUCAUACUUGGAUAGUAAUAAAAAUACAAAGAAAUCAGACCAGUUCAAACCAGACCAGCAAAUUACAAUCCAAGUAAAAACAUCCUUAACCCCCGAUCCCCCUUCCUCACCCCCCAACCCCCCCCCCCCCCAAAACAUCCAGCCCUACCCAAGGAAAAGAAAAAAAAAAUUGAAAAAACAAAAAAAUGAACCGGGCCCGGUUCAUGAAAAAUAGUGCCCGAGCCUGGCCCGCCCAAACCGUCCAAACCGAGCUAAAGCCCAGAACCGCCCAUCCCCAACUAGGGGUGGACCGGUUCCGGUUUGGGCCCGGUUCGGGCUUGGGCCUGGCCGGGCCUCGGUUCAAGAAGGGGAGGCCCGGAACUGGCCCGGGUAACCCCCGGGUCCGGGCCGGGCCUCGGUUCUAUUUUUUUUUUUUGGGCUUUUCCUAGUUAACCCCCAACCCUCCCCCACACCCCCAAACCAACCCUAACCACCUCAAAUGACCCAAAAUGCCCAGCCCAACCCAAAAACUUAAAAAAAAUCAAAAAAAAAAAAAUUGGCCCGGCCCGGGCCCAAACCGGCCGGGCCGGUUCACCUUUUGAAGGGCCUGAGCCCGAACCGCCAUCCCACCGGGCCGGUUGGCCCGAACCGGUUCACUGGUCCGGGUCGGGCCCGCACAGUAGCGGGCUGGUCCGGUUCUGGGCCGGUUGGCCCGACCCGAGUCCACCCCUAUCCCCAACCGGUCCGGUCCGGUCCGGGCCUGCAUAGCAGUGGGCCGGGCUUGUUCCCGGGCUGGUUUA